CGAUCCAAUCUUCAAUCGUCCCUUAUGUGUAUAAAAACAACAUAUCUGAGCUUUCAUUUCCAUCCGGAAUUAUCCGCUACAAAUAGUUUCAAAACAUCAGAAAAAAAGAAAAGCUAAUUAGAUGGAUGCCAAGCCUCGUGCUGUUGAUCGUGUUUAUGAGGAUUUUGAACCCCAAACGGAGUGGGCUAGAGAGGAGGGAUUUGAUACUUUAAUUGUCCUGCUACCAGGUUUUAGCAAGGAACAAUUAAGAGUUCAAAUAACUUCAUCUCGGAAUCUUAGGGUCAGCGGCGAACGCUCGCUUGGCAACGACAAAUGGCGGCGUUUCCAAAAGGAAUUAUCCAUCCCAUCAGAUGUGGAAACCAAUAAAAUCACUGCAAAGUUCGAAGGAGGCACGCUUUACAUUAAACAUCCGAAAGCGAUCACUCCGGCCAAACCACAAGAAGAUGCAAAACUACCUGCAAAGUCACAAGAAAAGUUCAAAAGUGAGACAAAAUUUGCUGAUCAGAAGAGUGAUCAAGGAGAUGCUGCUCAAGAAGUUCCUUCAAAGGCCACUUCGGAUAAACGUACGAAUGGGAAACCUGCUGCGCAAGCAACUGCUUACACUACUAGAAAGACAUCCAAGAAAGAGGAGGCAAACGAUACAACUGGGAAGACUAGCGUUGCAGCGCCAGCUAACAGCGUUCCUCAAAAUGUACCGGAGAAGGAGAAGGAGAAGGAACCCCGCAGCACAGAUGGAAAAAGUAGCACAGUGGAGGAUGCCAACAUGACUUCCGGAAAGAAACCAGGGAAGGAAGAGCCCAUCUAUUCAGAAAAGAGGAAGAGCACAGUAGUGGAUUCAGAGACUAAAAAUGGUGGGCUGGAAGAAACUAAAAAUGUCUCCAACGCAGGAAGUGAUAAAAAGCAUGAGAGUACUCUUGGCGACUCGAUCAAGAAUGCUACGAAGAUGGACAAAGGAUCAAUUUCUAGUGGUAAAUCUAGCAUGGAGAAUUAUAAGCAAGCUGCUAGGCGUUUAGUUUUGGAGGUGAAACAGCCAAAGAAAUUGAUAAACUUUGUUGUGGCUGCAUUACUUGCUUUGGUGCUCGUGCUCCAUCUUAAAAAGGCAACGAAGCCUUCGGAGGGAUCUAAAACUCAAUUCUAGGAAUGUUAAAUUUGAAUAACUUGGAUGCAUUGCAUUUAAAUGCAAACG
Molecule: messenger RNA, 1186 nt
Organism: Juglans regia (Persian walnut)
Lineage: Eukaryota; Viridiplantae; Streptophyta; Magnoliopsida; Fagales; Juglandaceae
Product: inactive protein RESTRICTED TEV MOVEMENT 2-like
Exons: 2
Coding region: 122-1138 (338 amino acids)
Source: RefSeq, a predicted model, not a curated record